Molecule: messenger RNA, 3008 nt
Organism: Nicotiana tabacum (common tobacco)
Lineage: Eukaryota; Viridiplantae; Streptophyta; Magnoliopsida; Solanales; Solanaceae
Molecular function (GO): protein binding
Source: RefSeq, a predicted model, not a curated record
CCUUUUCUUCAAAAUCUUCAAUUUUAUUGACUUCACAUCUUUGGGAUCAUUUCCCAUUUUUCCUGCGAUUUUGUCUUUUUAUCUUAGUAUUUUACUUAAUCUAUUUUUGAGAAUUGUUUGACUUCAGUUCACUUUGUUCUCAAGUCUCCAUUUCAUUUAGUGGAUGCUAAAGAUCAUCUUUUUAUGAAAUAAUAUCUGGGGCUCUUUCAUAAUUUCAUGGAAAUUAAUUAAGGGAUUUCUUGUGGGAUCGGUGGUGUGAAUUGUCGAAAUGUGUUGGUUUUGUUAAGUGAUAUUUCCUGUUUGAUUGACAAUAUAAAAGUUAUCAUGCUUUUGAAGUUUGCUUCUGAUUUGAUUCUAUGUUCUUUUCAAAGGAGUAGUUUGAGGGUUGAACUUGAAGAAAGAUGGGAACUUACAGUGAGACUGAAGAAGAUACUUUCUUUGAUAUACGUGAUGAGAUUAGUUCUCUCUCUGAUUUGGGUUCGGAUAGUUCUGAUGCUUGUACUCGUAAUGAGAUUGUUGACUGUGCUUUGGGAUAUGAAUUUUGGACUCAGGAUCCUGAAAGUGUUGAUGAACGUCGCAAUAGAUUCUUGAAAUGGAUGGGUUUGAACUCGAACUGUGACAGACGUGAUGGACUUGAAAUGAAUGGUGUAUGCUCUGAUGAAAGCAAGAAGAAUGCCGAUAGAAUUAGGGAUGGCAAUGACACUGUGCUCGCAAACUCAGAUUCCGAAGGCAACUUUUUCUCCGGUCGAUCUUCCCAGUCAAAUGAAGCUUUGGAAUUGGAGGAGGAUGCUGUAGAGGAUCCAAUGUGUUGGAAAAUUAGGAAUCUGGACAACGGAUCAGAGUUUGUUGCGGAUGAGUUGGGACAGGAUGGGAUGCUUAGCCGAUUACGUGAAGUAGGUACAAACAGGUUAUUCACUAUUGAAGAGUUUCAGAGAAAUCUUGGCUCAUCGGCUUUGAUUCAGCAAUUGCUGCACAGAGAUAUUAAGGGAUUCAAUAUGGUUGAUACAAAGUCGAAAGUGAGAAGUUUGCUUCAAAAACUCACGAUUUCCACCCGACAUAAAGAGAGGACAAAGGGAGUCCAAUCGACUGCCCGGGAGUUUAAUUUAAAGUCGGGGGUUGGUAGUCAAAGAGUUCGGGUCCACACCAGUAAGAAGGAGUCAAAAGAACUGUCCUCGCUUUACACAGGCCAAGAGUUCCUUGCACAUGAAGGCUCUAUCAUAACAAUGAAGUUCAGUCCUUGUGGCCAAUACUUGGCAAGUGCGGGCAAAGAUGGCACGGUGCGCAUUUGGAGAGUGACCGAAGAUGAUAUUCCUAAAGAUUUUAAUGUUCAAGAUGUUGACCCCUCUUGUUUAUACUUCUCACUGAAUCAUUUGUCCAAAUUAGUUUCGCUCAAUGACUAUAAAGAGAAGAUCAGCGGGAUGAAAAUGAUGAGAAAAUCAUCGGAAUCUGCUUGUGUUGUCCUCCCACCAAAGUUAUUCCGGAUAAUGGAGAAACCACUGCACGAGUUCCAUGGGCAUACGGGUGAAGUCUUGGCCCUCUCAUGGUCCAAAAAUGGGUAUCUGCUGUCAUCUUCUGUGGAUAAAACAGCUCGUCUCUGGCAAGUAGGACAUGAUAAAUGCGUUGGUGUGUACUCGCAUAAUAAUUAUGUCACUUGUGUAGAAUUCAAUCCCAUGGAUGAUAAUUUUUUCAUUAGUGGCUCGAUAGAUGGGAAAAUACGACUCUGGGACGUGCACGGUUGUCGAGUAAUUGAUUGGACUGAUUUAAAAGAAAUAGUGACUGCUGUUUGUUAUUGUCCUGAUGGAAAGGGGGGUGUUGUGGGAUACAUGGAUGGCAAUUGCCGUUUUUAUGAUGUAGUAGGUAAUCGUUUACAGAUGGGCUCGCAGGUAUGCCUGCAAGAAAAGAAGAAGCUUACUAACAAGAGAGUAACCGGAUUUCAGUACUGCCCGAACGACUCAAGCAAAGUCAUGGUUACUUCUGCUGAUUCACAAGUUCGAAUACUUUCUGGAUCCAACAUCAUCUGUAAAUUCAAAGGAACUCAAAAUUUGGGUAGUCAAUGUCCUGCAUCAUUCACUUCCGAUGGGAAACACAUUCUCGCGGUUACUGAGGAUUCAAAUGUUUAUAUCUGGAACUAUAGUAAUGAGGACGGGACAACUAGCCAAGCAAAGAAAGUCCGGUCAUCUGAGAGUUUCCUUUCCCAAAAUGCAUCGGUUACAAUACCAUGGUGUGGCUUUAAAACCAAUCCCGGGACACUAUCACCAGGAAGUGUUUUAGCAAAUGGUGAUGUCAACGAGAACUCGCAGCCAAAGACUUCAUCUUUACAAGAUUGCUUCUCCUUGGGACGUGCGUCUUUCUUGGAUUCACUAUUAAAGGGCUCUCCAACGUGGCCGGAGGAGAAAUUGCCCGAUUCAAAUCCAGCAAAUGCAUCCCCUUCUAUAUCUAAAUCCGAAUGCAAGAUCUUGAAGAGUGCUUGGCAAAGUGCAUUGAGUUCGAGCCAUUUGUGGGGUCUUGUGGUUGUCACUGCCGGAUGGGACGGAUGCAUUAGAACAUUCCUCAACUAUGGAUUGCCAAUUCGUUUAUGAGAGUUUUGCGCAAAGGGCUUUGGUGUAGUGGCAAGAGGCAACACGUAAUGUGUGGAUUAGGAGCACGUUGCGAGCUUAAACCAUGCCGCAGACAAAAGCCUGGUGUUAUCCACCAAGUUUCAAACCGUGCGCAUCUAGGCCUUGGGGAUUUCUCGGUUAUAAAAAAAAAAAUUGCUUCUAAGCUUUUCCUUUUUUUGAUUGUAAAUUUUUAUCAAUUCUUAGUUUUGUCACCAUUUUUUUUUGACAAAAUAUAUAUAUUUAUAUUAUAUCCAAUAGGUUACUAGCAAUGUACUUGAAAUUAGAUUGUGCAAGGGUAUACUAGUAGAUAUAUGUAAAAUCUAGCCAAAUGUAUCAUAGGAGCUGGAUUUUACAAAGUUGUCAUUAGUCACACAUGAAAGUUCAUAGUAUAAAGUGCAAACAUUUAUUCCA